AGUGUCAGUGCUGUGCAAUCAGUGUAUAUACUUUAGUUAACGUGGCUUUAUCAACAACCGAGUACGUUUGAAUCGAAUAACAAUUGCGAUUUUUAAUAAAAUUUGAUUCAUCGUGGAGCCACACAGUUCAAAAAUGAGACGGGCUCAUUCAGGUUAUGGUUAUCAACCAUUACCAACAAGUUCUACACACUCAUUGGAACAAGAAAAUGAUCAGAUGGCAGAUGAACUCAAAGAUAAAAUUAAUGCCCUAAAGUCACUGUCAAUUGACAUCAGCACAGAAGUCAAGUAUCAAGACAGAUUACUGAGAGAUAUGGAUGAUGAUGUUGACAGAACGAGUGGGUCUCUUACUUCAACUGUUGCUCGAGUUCUAAGGCUGUCAAAAGGAAGACACAAUUAUUAUUUGUUCUAUCUGUUUCUUUUUGCUAUUGCUUCGUUUGUUGUGCUAUGGAUUAUAUUGAAAUUUAAAUGAUAUGCAAGUGACGUAUAGGUGAAGAUUCAUUCCUGUCACAUACAUAUCCAGCCUAUUAUUAAUUAAAUUGUACUUGGUAAAUAUGCACUGGAAUUUGUUGCAAUAAGUAUGGAAAAACAGUUGUACAUAGCUUGAAUGUAAAAAAAUUGAAUUACGUUAUUUGUUAUACAUACAAUAAUAAUUAAAAAUAAUUAA
This is a messenger RNA of Trichogramma pretiosum, 664 nucleotides long. RefSeq lists its product as uncharacterized. Bases 134 to 469 code for a protein of 111 amino acids. Gene Ontology annotation, biological process: vesicle fusion with Golgi apparatus; endoplasmic reticulum to Golgi vesicle-mediated transport. Gene Ontology annotation, molecular function: SNAP receptor activity. The record is from RefSeq and is a predicted model, not a curated record. NCBI's taxonomy places the organism in Eukaryota, Metazoa, Arthropoda, Insecta, Hymenoptera, Trichogrammatidae. Gene Ontology annotation, cellular component: SNARE complex; Golgi trans cisterna. The transcript has 3 exons.